Molecule: messenger RNA, 699 nt
Organism: Centruroides sculpturatus (bark scorpion)
Lineage: Eukaryota; Metazoa; Arthropoda; Arachnida; Scorpiones; Buthidae
Product: transmembrane protease serine 3-like
Exons: 3
Biological process (GO): proteolysis
Molecular function (GO): serine-type endopeptidase activity
Source: RefSeq, a predicted model, not a curated record
UUAUUGUUAUUUUUAAGUUUUAGAGGUAAAGUUUAUCCGAUUCGUUCGUUUUCUGCUGUCGUGGGCAACGUUAACAGAUCAUUAUCAUCGACGAAAGUUUCGUUUUCGUCAAUAAUUAUUCAUAAAGAAUAUAAAUCUUUCAGAGUAAAAAAUGAUAUUGCUUUAUGUAAAUUGUCGACACCUUUACAAUUUGAUGAAAAUACUCAAGCAGUUUGUAUUCCGAAUACAAAUCAAGAUUUUGUAGGAAAGAUGGCAUUAGCCAUGGGAUGGGGAAAUACACGAAGAAUAAAUAAUCGCAUACCAGAACUGUUACAAGUAGUAAAAGUGGACAUUUCUUCUCAUCGUUGGUGCAGUUUCAUUUAUUGGGUGGCUGGUUUGGGCACUAUUUAUCUCUCAAAAAAUCAAUUAUGUGCGGGAAGUUUAAUGGUCGGAGUAUGCAAUGGAGAUUCGGGAGGUCCUCUUAUUCUCGAUGAAGGUGAUCGAAAUAUAACUGUUGGUAUCACUUCUUUCGGAACUUGGGCAGGAUGCGCUCCAUUAGGUAUACCCGCUGUUUAUACAGCUAUUAAUCGUUAUGUAAAAUGGAUUAAAGAUAACGUAGAUGAAGAUUUUUGCAUUGUAGAUUUGGACUGAAUUGACGAUAUAUAUACAGUUUAAAAAGAAUCAUUUAUGUAAAUAUUUCAUUACAUUUUUUUUUAUAAA